Melospiza melodia melodia is the source of this 3585-nucleotide messenger RNA. RefSeq names its product EDAR associated via death domain (gene EDARADD). Gene Ontology annotation, biological process: signal transduction. Gene Ontology annotation, molecular function: protein binding. The coding region runs from base 43 to 684 and encodes 213 amino acids. The record is from RefSeq and is a predicted model, not a curated record. The transcript has 6 exons. Lineage: Eukaryota; Metazoa; Chordata; Aves; Passeriformes; Passerellidae.
UCCGGGCACGUCGCGUUCCUCGCCGCGGGAGCGCCGCGCCCCAUGGCCGCUCCGCAGGACCCGCUGCCCCCAGAUCAUGCAGCAAAAGAGCCCGUGGAGGAUACAGAUCCAAGCACUCUUUCCUUAACAAUGACAGAAAAAUAUCCUGUCCAAGACACAGGAGUACCUAAAGAUGAGGAAUACCUAACAGAUCAAGUUACUUUGGAAAUUGCAUCUGUGAACAUCAAGACCCUUACAUCAGAUUCUGGCCUAAUACAACAGCCAGAAGACAAAGACACACAGAGCCAUACUGAUGAAUCGCUUUCAGAUCUCAAGAAAACCUGCAAGGAAAAUGUCACCUGCUCCUUGUGCUUAUUCCGUGCGCCAACCAUCAGUGACAUGCUCAAUGAUGAGGACUUGUUGUACACAGUGAGGCUAAAGCUGGAUCCCUGCCAUCCAACAGUGAAAAACUGGAGAAAUUUAGCAAGCAAGUGGGGGAUGACUUACGAUGAAUUGUGUUUCCUUGAACAAAAGCCCCAAAGUCCCACCUUGGAAUUCUUGCUACGGAAUAGUGACCGGACUGUGCAGCAGCUGAUUGAUCUCUGUAAAUUUUAUAAGAGAAUUGAUGUUGUGAAAGUGCUGCUGAAAUGGGUGGAGGAGGAAUGGCCCAAGAGAGGGAACAGAACUUACCAGAAUGAUUUCUAGGUCAAAGUUGUUAUUCUGUACGUGUUAAAUGCUAGCUACCACCGAUACGUUGGAAGUUUCCCUUGCAAGAGAGAGAAAGCCUGUACUGAGGGUUUGUAUACUGUGUAAGCUUUAUCUAGUGUAUACACAAUGUAAGCUUUAUGCCCUCAGGGUUGCAAAGACAACCUGCCAAAAGUGGAUGAAAUCAUCCAGGUUGAGUUCUUGAGUCUGCAAAUACCUUCAGUUUCUUUGCUGCUGUUCACAGCCUUCCUAAAUAGAAAAGGAAUGAAAAAGCCUGACUGCUUGUUUUCCUGCAGCACUUGUGAACCAUAUCAGUUGUGUGCUGUUGGUAUUGGGGAAAGCCACAGUUAGAAGGCAAGUUUCUUGGCCUUAGUGGUAAUUUUCUAUGUUCUACCUAGUAGAAGAUGAGGUGGAAUCUUUUUUUCUUCCUUUUUAGUUGUUUUUUAAGCUUUGUGACACUGUUUUUGGCACAGGAACACCUCAGUGUUCCAGGCAGCAGUUUGGAUCUGAAUGUUGCAAUUAACUGAAUAUUCAACAUCACAGUUGAAAAAAUUAAGUCUCUUAUGAACAAGAGUAGACAUUAAACAAUAACAACUGUUAAACAAAAUAAUUACUCACAUGCUACUACAUCAUAGUGUAUAUAUUUACUCUAAGAGAAAUCAUGCAAUUCAGAGAGACUUUUCAACCCAUAACCUUUAGGGGCAAAAAAAACCCAAUUAAAAGGCUCUGUGCUUAAAACUACUUUCCAAAGGUUUAAAGGCAGUGUACACUGUGAGUGCAGGUAUCAAAUCCCUCUCACUUUGCAGUGUGAGAUGAUGGCACCACAGGGUAUUGUUAGUAUUGACUGUAACUUCCCUUUUCACAGGCUGUGGUUUUCUUUACAGUUCUGUGGGUUGGCCUACUUUCUGUCCCACACCAAAGCAGUUGCAGUCUUGUGUGAAACUAGCACUAUAUAUUGAUUAGAACCACUCUAAUGGAAAAUGAACAGCUGAAUUCACCUACAGCCCAGGUGGAUAGCUAUUAAAGCACUUACAGUGGUUUAGACUGAUUUUUUUUAAAGGAUUCUGAUUGUGUGAAUUACACUGUUUACAUUUUAAAUGUUUCAGAAUUGGCCUUUCUCCUACCAUUCUUCUGACAUCUCAGACAUGUAAUAUGUACAUAGGUGUAUAUACCCAAGCACUGGUCAAGCUGUAGGGCAAAACUAGAAUGGGGGUGCAGGUUGAUACACUGUUUACUUUUCUUGAGUAGAAAUAAUAAGAAUUAGUAGUGAAGCUGAGGGAAGCCUAAUGCUGUAUGCUGAGUUUCUUACUGUAAGAGUUUGAAAAGGGAUCUCUAGCAAUACUUUACUAUAGACACUGAGUGAUAUGGUUACAGAGGAGCUAGAAGUAAAGACUAACAUUUUCAAGUCAGGCACUUGUUCUGGACUGACAUAAAAUUAGCUUUAUUUUAGUGACUUCAAGAAGCUAAAAGUCUUGUUUCAGGGUAAAGAAAUUGACCUAAAUUUGAGGUUUGAAUUUUUAAUUUUUUUUAGAAAAGACUGGAAUUUGUGAUGAAUUUUUUUAACCAUUCCUCAAAAAAAAAAAAAAAAAAAAAAAAAAGCUGCUACUCUUUAGAACUCUAGUUUUCUAACUGUAUUUUAAGGAGAAAAUUUUACUGCUCUGUCUUCUUGGGGCUGGAGUUUAAGUGCUUAAUGAUUGUCUUCCAAGAGUGGGUGUUUCCCAACAGAUGUCUGUCAGCUCAUAACUUUUGCAAAUAAUCUGCCUUGAGUUAGAUGCUCUAGACUCAGCUUUGGGGACUAUUGCUGUGGCUGGGCUGCCUGCUGUUUCAGGUCCUGCACAGGCAUCCACUGCUGCUGUGCAAAUAGCUCAUAAUGCAGCUUGUCCAACAUAAUUCCCAUACCUUGAGCUGACUGCAUGCAGGAUUUAGGUUCAUAUGUCUGUGUGUUUGUUAUUAUAGAUCACGACACAGUACAAAAAUACAUGACUCCAUCAAAAGGGUGCAAGAGAGAGAUUUAUUACAGCAGCGUUGCUUUUAUACUUCUUCAAGAUGUUUACACCCAUCCAACAUACACACUCAAUGCCCACUGGUGAUAAGAGGAACAAAGUUCCCAGUAGGUGACCAGGGAGCCACAUCACUCUGUGAGCCAGCCAGAGGCCAUAUCUCUUAACUUUCUCUCCUUCAUCCUGUGUCCAUGGUAACAACCUUGGUUUUCCUUCAGGAGAGAUAUGGGGCUUCUCCUUAUCUUCAGGUGGCCCUUACUAGCUCACAAGGACAGCACAGAAUGUCUUUCCUACAUGUGUUAAGUUGUUCUUCUGAGUGAUGAGUGCACACAGCUUUUGCCUCCCAUAACACACCACAGGUAUAUCUGUGUGGUAUUAUAAUAUGCUGUGCUUUGGUAGAUCCAGAGCAGCUAGGAGCUGGAAUCUUCAUCUAAGAAUCAGAAUGGGAAUAUGAAAUGAUGCAGUAGCAUUCCUGAAUCAAGGGGUUCAACUGAAAUAUACCCACUUUCCUGAUUUCUGGGUAAAACCUGUAAAAUUUUGAGGAAACACUGUCUUGUGAAGAUGAGUUUGAUCUCUUGAAGCUCUUCAAAAGUCAAUGUCAGAUGCAAGAGUUCAUGUUGGAUGGAAAUAAAGCUGCUUCUGAGAGUUCAUAGGUGGAUUCAGUAUAAAUUCAGCUUGGAAGGUUGAAAAUGUUAGCCUUAAACUUCACCACACACUGGAUUACUCAUAGUUAUACUUGAAAUACUUUUUUUUUCCUCCUUGUAUGGCAUAAAUUGAGAUGUACACACUUUUUCUAGUUUUAUAUCUGUUUACAAGAUAUUGGUUUUGAGUGUUCAAUUUAUUCUUAUGUCUUCUGUUAUAAUGUGUAUUAUUUUUAGAAGAAAUAUAGUUGUCAAUGUUU